ACCACAAUAAUCCAUUAGUAAGAAUGACUACUAAUAAAUACAUGAAAAAAAAGUUGAGCAUCUUUGGACAUAGAGAAAAUGCAAAUGGAUUCUUUCAUACCCCAGCCAGAAUGACAAACAUCAAGAGAACAAAUAACAAAUGCUGGCAAGAAUGGGGAAGAAAGGGAGGGAGCCUUUAAAGCCGUUUGGUGGGAAUGGGGAUUGGUCCAGCCUCUUGGAAAUCAGGAGGGAGAUUCCUCAAAACUAGUAAAACUGCUGUAGCACCUCAUAUCACCAUCCUUGGGAAUAUCUCCCAGGAAUCAGAGCCACCACACAAUAAAGACACUGCAUACCCAUGUUACAUUUGUGUGCCAAUACUUAUGUCUGACCUCUCUUGGAUGAGAAAUUUUCCCCUGGCAUGAAGCCCACAGGGACACUGUCAGGAUGACACUAUCAAUGGAGAAAUGAAUAGGACGGCACUUUACAAAGACAUCACACGGUGCUGCAGAGAAACAGACUCACAGACCUUUCACUCCCACAGCCAUCCAGGCUUCUGAGUGUGUUGCAGAAGGGACUCAGGUGGGGGUGCACGUUGUCCUAGCAGCAAGAAGAAAAGCAGCAACCAGGCCCAAGGUCCUUAAGAUCUGAGAUGUAUCUGACCCAAUUGGAGGCAGGAGCAAAGUCCCAAUCACUGACGUUUAUUCCUCUCAACUUGCCCUGUGUGCAGACUCUCCCCUCUCCUUGGGACUGAGAACACAGCAUCACCAGCCAAAGGAUUAUCAGCGCCUCUCACUGAGAACAUCAUCAGAGAGGCAGUGGAUGAAGAUUUGUUUCCCUGUGAACGCCAAGUCUGCCAUGAGGCUCCAGAUCCUCCUCCUCCCUGUGUCCCUCCACGGGAUGGUGGUGUUUCUGUUUGUUCUGGGAAGCUUCAAAAUACGUGAUGGGAUGGACGAAAUCGACCAGUGCUGGGUACAUCCUCCAAAACGGUUUUGUGGGAAAAGGUGCACAAGGGUGUACGAAUGCGUGACACCAAACCACACGUGCUGCUGGACAUACUGCGGGAACAUCUGCUUGGACAACGGAGAACCCUUUAAAACACUGAUGAAACUCUAGUUUCUAUGUGGCCCAUCGCUGGUGUGGAUUGGGGCAUGGCUGUGUCUGAGAGGAACGCUGCCUGAUCUCCUAUUGGGUCACUCAGUUCAUCUGGGACCCUUCUGCUCCCUUCUUGAUGCCUUCCCUCAGAGAAAGUCCAAGAUUUUGUCAAAUAAACGGAUGCAUCAGCACGAGGCUCUGUGGGAAAGCCUUAACAGUUGCUGCUGUACCACCGCUGACACAGACACAAUUCUGACUUCCCUGUGUAUUAACCAAAUACAAAAUACAAACAGGUUUAUACAAAUUCCAUGGAGUUGUCAAGCAUGGUGGUGUACACUUGUAGUCCCAGCACUUGGAGUCUUUGGCAGGAAGAUUGUGCAUUCAAGGUCACAAUUGUUAAUAACAACAAAUUCAUAUAACUAACAAAUUAAGUCAACUAACAUUCAUAAUACAUUUUUCCAGUGUAGUCAGUGGACAGUCAUGUAUGCUAUCCUUUAAAGAUCUCCCAUCUGUAGCUGUCACCUCCCAGGACCUCACCUGAUGGUUCUCUGCCUGCAGAUAGGAGAAGUAACAUCGUAGGGGGAUUCAUAAGAAGCUUUUUUUGUUGUUGUUUUUUUGUUUUGCGAGACAGGGUUUCUCUGUGUUGUUUUGGAGGCUAUCCGUCCAGCCCUGCCUCGAACUCACAGAAAUCUGCCUGCCUCUGCUUCCCGAGUGCUGGGAUUAAAGGCGUGUGCCACCACCGCCCGGCCAUAAGAAGUUUUUAUAUGGCACAAAUUCUAUUUGGUCAUAAUAAUAAAAACCUAGAAACAGAUACUGUGGUGAAAGCUGAAGAUAGAGAAGCAGAGCAGCCAGUCACUAGAAAGUUCUCACCUCUACCCAUGGUCAGACAG
Mesocricetus auratus (golden hamster) is the source of this 1961-nucleotide messenger RNA. Its product is annotated as protein WFDC9-like. The record is from RefSeq and is a predicted model, not a curated record. Bases 799 to 1092 code for a protein of 97 amino acids. Lineage: Eukaryota; Metazoa; Chordata; Mammalia; Rodentia; Cricetidae. The transcript is spliced from 4 exons.